AUGGAAACAGAACAUGAUGAAAACUAUGAAGAAAUAGCAGCAGCAAACCGUUCAAUCCGAGGAAAAAGUGAUAUUGCUUGGUCUCAUGUCAUUCAAUCAAAAGAUGCAAGAGGGAAAACAGUCAUUCCUGCACAUGUGCGAUAUAAGAUACAAAACGCAUUGAAAGAUAUUGAGAACAAGAAGAAGAAAAAUAUUGUUUUGGGUGAUAUGAACUUAGACGGUCCAGAAAUUCAUGAUGUUGAUGGAGACGAUAUCAAUGUUCGCCCAAGUCAAAAGAGGAGGAAACAAGGUAUUGAUCUACACAACUACUUUAAAAGAGGUGUGCAUGAUCAGACCCAACCCUCUAUAAAAGCGUGUAUGCAAAGUAAAGAGAGAAUACAUGAUGUGGAUAUGUCUGUUGCAUUGUGGUUUUAUGACGCUUGUAUUCCGAUGAAUGCUGUGAAUUCUCCACUUUUCCAGCCCAUGAUGAGUAAGGUAGCAAGUAUGGGGCAUGGAUAUGUGGGACCUUCAUACCAUGCUCUACGUGUUGGAUUGUUGCGAGAUGCUAAGGUGCAAGUUUCUUUGAUAAUUGAUGAAUUUAAAAGUACUUGGGCUACUACUGGAUAUAAUGUGGUUCAUUUUGUGACUGAUAGUGCACCCAACUACAAAGCUGCAGGAAAGCUUCUUGUUGAAAAGUUUCCCACCAUUGCUUGGUCUCCAUGUGCAGCUCAUUGUAUCAAUCUGAUAUUGGAAGAUGUUGUAAAACUACCUUCUGUUCAUAGUUUAGUGCACCGUAUGGCUAAGGUGACCAUCUUUGUUUACAACCACAAGUCGACUUUAAAUUGGGUCAGAAAAAGACCAGGUUGGAAAGAGAUUAUUCGUCCUGGAGAGACACGUUUUGCUACAAAUUUCAUUGCUCUACAAAGCCUCUAUCAACAUAAAGAAGAUCUACAAGCUUUGGUUACAAGUACAGAUCCUGAACUUAAGCAGCUUUUCAAAACAUCUAAAGCAAAGGAAGCUAAAUUGCCUUCGUUGCCAUAUGUGUAUGAAGGGAUGUAUCAAGCAAGAUUAGGCAUUAAAAAGAUGUUCCAAGAAAAAGACGCUCUCUACAAACCUUAUACAACCAUCAUUGAUAGAAGAUGGGAUCGUAUGUUGCGCCACGAUCUUCAUGCUGCAGCGUACUACUUAAACCCGGCUUUCAUGUAUGAUCAAACUACAUUUUGCGAGAAGCCUGAGGUUAUGAGAGGGUUGAUGAAUUUAUUUGAGAAGCAAAUAGUGGCUAGUAAAACACAGCUCUUUCAAGAGCUUAGGACUUAUAGAGAACAUGAAUGGUGGAGAUAUUUUGGUUUUGAUGCUCCUAAUUUGCAAAAGUUAGCAAUAAGAAUUCUUAGUCAGACAGCUUCUUCAUCUGGAUGUGAGCGCAAUUGGAGUGUAUUUGAAAGAAUUCAUACCAAGAAGAGGAAUAGACUAGAGCAUCAACGACUUAAUGAUCUUGUCUUUGUUCACUACAAUUUACGUUUGCAACAUAGGUUAAAAAGAAAAAGAUCAUAUGAUCCUGUUGACUACGAAUCUAUUGAUAAGACAGAGUUUUGGAUAGUGGAAGAAGAAGAAGCUGGUGAACUUGAAUAUGAUGAAUUAGAGAAUGCCCUUGCUGAAGAAUAUCCAAAAGAUCAAGAAGAUAAUAACGCUGAAGAUUCUAAUGGUAACUUUGAUGAUGACUUCACUAUGCCACCUGAAGAGUACGAAUGGAAUGAGGGUAGAGAUAACUAAAAUUGGUUAUAAUGAACUCUUGUUAGUGUUUUUUUUUAAGUUUUAUCACUUUUAUUUG
Capsella rubella is the source of this 1807-nucleotide messenger RNA. RefSeq lists its product as uncharacterized. Lineage: Eukaryota; Viridiplantae; Streptophyta; Magnoliopsida; Brassicales; Brassicaceae. The record is from RefSeq and is a predicted model, not a curated record. The transcript is spliced from 6 exons. Gene Ontology annotation, molecular function: protein dimerization activity. The coding region runs from base 1 to 1749 and encodes 582 amino acids.